CUCCGAAUAUCAUCUGUUAUUGCUGCUGCUGCUGCAGAUGAUGAUGAGCCAUGAAAAAGUAUUGGAUAUGAGUCUUCAUGGGUUCUUACUGUGGGGUUCGAUGGGCUUCCUAAUGCCUCUCGGAAUUCUUGCAAUCAGAUGUUCAAGCUGCAUUCAUCAAUCAUCCAACCAGCCUAAGGCUAAACUCAUCUCCUUCUACUCCCAUGCUCUUCUCCAGGUAGUGAGUUUGGUUGUUAGCAGUGGAGGAGCAGUGUUAUCUGUGAAGAAGUUUGAGAACUCAUUCAACAACAGCCACCAAAGAAUAGGCUUGGUUCUUCAUAUUGCAGUUUGGGUGCAAGCUUUUAUUUCAAUAAGGAGGCCUAAGAUUAAUAGUGAAGAAAUUAGAAGAAGAAGAAUGUGGUGGUUCAUAAUUCAUUGGAUAGUUGGGACAGGAACAUGUAUAAUGGCCAUUUUCAACAUCUACACAGGAUUACAAGCUUUCCACAACAGGACAGGAAGAAGCACUCGUCUCUGGACUAUUCUCUUCACUGCUCAGCUUUUUCUCAUGACUUUCUCCUACCUUUUUCAAGACAAGUGGGAUUAUCUCCUCUUAUUAUUACUUAACAAGAAUAAGCAACAACAUGAUGAUAUUGAUGGGGGAAAUGUUCAUCAUCUUCAUGACCAUGAUGAUGAUCAUGAUGAUCGCCGCAUCAGCUCUCAGAUUCUUCAGAUUAAGGAUUUGGUCAUCGUUAAUAAUGUCGACCCUCCUUCUUCCUCUUCUUCUUCUUUGGACAAGAUCAACACUCUUGCCUUUUAUUUUGCCAAAACUAAUGCCCUCAAGAACCUCUUCCAACAACAACAUAUUUGAUCUCUCUCUAUAUAUAUAUUGCAUUUUUGUUAUUAAUGUUGUUGUUGUUACUUCUUUUGUAUGUCUUAUAAUAAAUCUUC
This is a messenger RNA of Impatiens glandulifera, 927 nucleotides long. RefSeq names its product cytochrome b561 domain-containing protein At4g18260-like. Gene Ontology annotation, molecular function: transmembrane monodehydroascorbate reductase activity. The transcript is spliced from 2 exons. Lineage: Eukaryota; Viridiplantae; Streptophyta; Magnoliopsida; Ericales; Balsaminaceae. The record is from RefSeq and is a predicted model, not a curated record. Bases 38 to 847 code for a protein of 269 amino acids.